AUGGAAGAAUUAGCACAAAGCCAAGCCUUAUUGGCCUCUCAAAAACAGCUAUUGGCUGCUAUGAAGGGUGUACAAGAUCAGAUUUCUCAGCUGGAGAAAAGAAACAAGGCACAAGGCCAACGAACACAGCAAGGAAAAAGAAGAUUUGGAGAUGCACCAGAGGAUGGCUAUGUUGAGCCUAAGCCACCAGAUCCUUCAUGGAUCACCCCACACCAUACUUCUUCAACUCAUAAACACUUAACUCAUUCUUAUCUUUAUUUUAAACCUGUUAAUGAAGUUAAGAUUUAUUCUUUUUCAGGAAGCAGCUGGCCAGAAAGAAAAGCUGAGCCAUGCCAUCAAACAACUCACGGAAGUGCAUACAAAUGGUGGAAAGGUGUAGAUGGUGCAAGAUGGAAGAGUCAAAGAGAGGCUAUCAAAACGUGGGAAGAUCUUAAAGAGGCCAUGAUCAGGAAGUAUGUAUCCUCACUUCCAACACCAGAGAUUAGAGAAAGGUACCCAAGGAGGUUUUCAAGCCAUGGGUCCAAAGAGGCAAAGAGAGUGGUGCCACAACAAGGCCAUAGAAGCUUGAUCCAUCAAGAUCAGAUUGGGCCAAACCAGGGGCACACAGUUCUCUAUGAUCAGUCCCAACCUUAUGAGGUCCCAAAGACCAUGGAGAGAAAGAACUUUGUCAGCCAAGACACGUUGGCCAGACACAAAGAAAAAUCAGACAAACCUAUUUUUCAAGAAAAGGGCAAGGUAAGUCCUAUACUUGAUAAAUUUGUUUAUAAAUCAUCUCCAACUGGUAUGAGUCACUUGUCUUUGUCCAAGGAUGUUAAGACAGGUCCUAAGGUCCAGAAAGACACGAACUCCACAUCCUUGUUGAGAUCCAAAGUUGUCCAUGAUUUAAGUCCAAGAGACAAGGAGAUUUUAAACCCAAAGGAAGAAGAGCCAUCAAGCCAAGGUAAGUCUUCUAAAUCUGAGGAUUUAAAAUAUCAGACAUGUUAUAGAUGUCAUAAGAAAGGACACUAUGCUGUAGUUUGUCCUACUAAGCAAGUAUUGAUAGAAGCAUCACUAGAAAAGAAAACAGAUUUAUCUAUGAAGAGUGAUAGUUUUAUUCAAUCUGAUUUGUUGGUUCCAAAUUCUUGUGUAAUGCACUUGUCUUUGUCAAAAGGUGUUUUAACAGGAAUUAAAGAGCAUGAAUUCAAAGGAGAGGAGCCACCAGGCGCCACACCAGUGAUGAACCAGGAGAAGGUUCAAGACACAAUGCAGUCCAUGUUGCUUAAAGAAGCAAAACCAGUAAAUAAAGUAUCAAACCAAGGUAAGUGUCAAACACCACCUAGAGAAACUGGUAUUGACGUGUGUGUUCUUGAUGUAGAGAGUAAAAAUGAAAGCUAUUUGCUUACUGAAGUUCCAAGGAGAGAACCAGACCAUAAGCCCAGCCAUGAACCACCUCACAAGUGGAAGUCUAGUGUUGAACAAUGUGUUCAAAUGCCAAGGCUUAAGGUAAUCUUCUCUGAUCUUAAAACGUCCAAGACACUUGAUUAUCCAGAUAUAAUGCACUUGUCUUUGCCAAAAAGUUUUGAUCCAGGAAUAAAAGAAGUUGAAGUUCAUAACCACCAAGGUCAAAAGAUGCAAAGAAGGCAGCAAACAAGAACAAGUUGUCCAAAGAAGAAAAUCAUUCUUCAACUUGUGGAAGCUAUCAAAAAUGUUGAGAAAUUUUCAGGUUGCAAAGGAGAGAGCUUCAAGAAAUCCCACCGGAUAAUUCUUGUUGCUAGAGUUAUACAGUUUCGAGGUCGAAACCUUUUCAAGGGGGAGGGAAUGUUGCGGCCAGAAAUUCAGCAGCUGAACCAGAG
This is a messenger RNA of Brassica rapa (field mustard), 1832 nucleotides long. RefSeq lists its product as uncharacterized. Gene Ontology annotation, molecular function: zinc ion binding; nucleic acid binding. NCBI's taxonomy places the organism in Eukaryota, Viridiplantae, Streptophyta, Magnoliopsida, Brassicales, Brassicaceae. The record is from RefSeq and is a predicted model, not a curated record.